CACCCAGCUGCCAGUUUUUACCAGCCAUGGCGAGCGAAGAGCUCUUGGAGCGCGCGUCAGCAGGACGGCACCAGGACGUCCAGCGCCUGCUGGAGGAGCGGGCGGACGUGGAAUGGGCGGACCGCAACGGGUACACGGCCCUCUCGGAGGCGGCCAUGGCGGGCCACACCAUCGUGGUGGGCCAGCUGCUGAGGGCCUUGGCGGACCCCAACUCCCAAGCGGUGGACGGGCGCUCCCCGCUGCACCGCGCCGCGGUGCACGGCUGGCUGCCCAUCGCGCGGCUUUUGGUGGAGCACGGCGGCGACCCCGAGUUGGCGGAUGACGAUGGGCGGACCCCGACGCAGCUCGCCGCCAAGGA
This is a messenger RNA of Effrenium voratum, 358 nucleotides long. The record is from the annotation of a GenBank genome assembly. Lineage: Eukaryota; Dinophyceae; Suessiales; Symbiodiniaceae.